GAUGUUGUGUUUCCAUCCUGUAGAGCCUGCUGUGUGUGUGUGAGCUUAGACAAACAGACACACUUGAGGACAGUUGCUGAGUCAGUGUGUAAGAAGACUUUUCAUCUGCUUUCUUCUCGCUGCCCGGUCCCUGAGCGUCUUGAAAAUAGAAGUCUGGGACUCGUUUCAGUCCAACCACUGGGCGAUCGACAUCACUGCAUGCUGUGUAACAGGACUUGGUGAAGUUUUUUGAGGCCAGUUGCAGGAACUUGUGACGAAUCCAAAAAAUGGCAAGAAAUCUCAUCAAAAAUCCAAACGGAGAUGAUGGGAUGGACUUCUGGGAGCUGACGGAGAACGGUGGGAACGAGUGGUGCGUGGAGGACAUGCCCGGAGACUGCGGACACGCAUUUGGGAACGAGGACGUAACCAAAUACUUCUGCACUUCCUUUGAACUGUGCCUUAAGAAACAGGUGAUUGAUCUUGUGGAAGAAGGUUACACUCCUGAUGACUUGGACAGUCUGCCACUGGUCACUGUAGAGGACUGGUACUGUAGCCGGACAGACUGUGGAUGUAUGUACCAGCUCACUGUCCGUCUCCUGGAUGAGAAUCAGGAGGUGUUAUCGGAAUACAGACCCGAGACGGUGACUAUCGACCCGGACACGGACGACUGCUCGUGGAAACAGGUCAGCCACACCUUUUACGACUACAACCCGGGUUUGCGCUUUAUCUCUUUCGAGCACGGUGGAAAGGACACCAAAUACUGGAACGGCUGGUUUGGAGUGAGAGUGACCGGCAGCUCCAUCACCUUAGAUUUCUAGAAGCAAACACCUGAGAGACACAGAUCCACAAAUAGACUAAUAAUAAUAAUAAUCUAGAGCAGUGGUUCUCAAAGUGGGGACCGGGACCAUGGAGGGAUUAUGGAGCGAGUGUGUAAAUCUUAUGCUAAAAGCUAAUAGGAUCCUAUCAUACGCUAACACUGAUACAACCCCUGAUGGCAGCAUGGGAUUUGAACUCAUGACCUUCUGAUCAGUAUUUUCAAUAUAUGAACCACUAAGCUACAUGGCUAAUUCUUUCCCAUUUACUUCUCCAUUGUAUCAGAUCCGCACCACUCCUUUCAAUCCCGAUCCAAAAAUGAAUCGGAUCGCUGGAGACGUUACACAAAGGCUUUUCAAUCCGAUUACUAAAGAAUUACGAUGGUAAAUGUAUAAACCUCUAUGUAGAAAAUCCACUUAUUUAUUUAUUUUUUAAAUAACCAGUCUGUUCAAUUAUUUGCACAUGAAUCUAUAUUUUCCUUUUUUGCGAACAAUAUUUCGAUUUCCGUUCAUCGUACCGUCUCCCCACUGUGGCACGAAAUAAGAUUAGAUCAGAUUGGAGACGAGAGAUUAGAGAAUAUAAGGCACCAGAUAAAAUAACCAACUACGCAAAAUAACACAUAAUAUAUCCACAUACUCAGAAAAAAAAUUGGUCAAUCAGAAUAUGGUAAAAUAUUGAGCUCCUGAACUUCGAACCUCUAAACGAAAGUGAUAUGAUGUACAAAUAAUAAUAAUAAUCUUUAAUAAUCUGGUUGUUAGUGGUCCCUGGCUGCACAAAGUAUGAGAACUGCUGAGCUAGAGAUUAUUUAGCAAGAUAUAUACAAGUCGCUUGUGCUUUCAGCAAUCUGCACACACACACACACACACACACACGUUUUUGUGAAGGUCAACUCAGCAUAGAGCUUGAAGUGUAUACAUAAAUCACAUACUGAGAACAUACUCUUCUUAAUGCUGCAUGUGUGUAUCUACUAACAGCUCUACCUCUACACACACUCAUUUAUCAUAACACACUUCCUGCUUACACACACACACACACACACACACGCGAGCACAAGUCAAACUGAACAGAUCUCAUACGCUGCAUUUGUUCCUGCCUGCUAACGAAAGAAAACCUGACCAAAUAAACACGUUCGACACGU
Messenger RNA from Silurus meridionalis, 1930 nucleotides. RefSeq names its product F-box protein 2 (gene fbxo2). The transcript has 7 exons. Gene Ontology annotation, cellular component: SCF ubiquitin ligase complex; cytoplasm. The coding region runs from base 267 to 797 and encodes 176 amino acids. Gene Ontology annotation, molecular function: ubiquitin protein ligase activity. The record is from RefSeq and is a predicted model, not a curated record. Gene Ontology annotation, biological process: SCF-dependent proteasomal ubiquitin-dependent protein catabolic process; glycoprotein catabolic process. Lineage: Eukaryota; Metazoa; Chordata; Actinopteri; Siluriformes; Siluridae.